AUGUUCCUUGAAGCAAAAGGUGUGAGCGCGAACAAGAUCGCGAAGCGGACCGACCUAGCCCCCAACAAGGGCGGGCCGUUCGCCGCGGCGCUCCGCACGCUCGCCAAGAACGCCGGCCCCGACGGGAAAGACGGGACUGUGGCGGUCGACCGCGAGCCCAAGGAGAAGCCCCCGCCGCCAUCGAAACGCGCCUCGCCCCACCACCUGCCCGCCAGCGGAUUCCAGCCCUAUCGGCCCGAUGACAGGCUGGCGCAUCCGGCGGCUGCUUCGUUCCCUCUACUGGAGCCCACCGCUUACUCUCCCUAUGCCCACCCUGGACUGUAUUCCAGCGCUGCUUUGCAGUACAGGCUAGCGGCGGAGGAGCAGAUGUACCUGGAGCGGGUGUUCCGGAGCGGCGUGGGCGUGGGCGUGGGAUGGCUCCCGCCCUACGCUCUGUACCCACCGCUGGCACCGCCGCUGCCGCUCGUGCCGCACGCCGCCCACCCGGCGCACGCCGCCCACGCCGCUCACGCCGCUCACGCUGCGCACGCCAGCCAUGCCGCGCACGCCGCCCACGCCGCACAUGCCGCCCACGCCGCUCACGAAGAUCGCGACAAGGAGCUGGCGAUGCAGCGCGAAAGAGAGCGCGAGCGGGAGAGAGAAAGAGAGAGGGAGAGAGAGAGGGAGAGGGAGCAGCGCGAGAGGCUGGCGCGCGACAAGGAGCAGCAGCAGCGGGCGCUGGGGGCGGCGGCGAUGCCGUACGGCGGCCGCGCGCCGCUCCUCUACCGCCCCUACCGCCACUACGAGCCCGAGCCGCUGGCGCCGGCGCCCGCCCCCGCUCCCGCCCCCGCCCCCGCCACGGCGCCCGCGCCCGCCCCCGCCCCCGCCCCCGCGCCCGCCGAAGCGGAGCCCGAGCGCGGUGAGAGCAGCGACGCGCCCGCG
Molecule: messenger RNA, 921 nt
Organism: Iphiclides podalirius (scarce swallowtail)
Lineage: Eukaryota; Metazoa; Arthropoda; Insecta; Lepidoptera; Papilionidae
Source: the annotation of a GenBank genome assembly